AUUCUGUUUCUACGUUUUGUUUGUAGGUUAUGUUUUAGUCGUCAAUUGUCAAAAUUAAUAUGGAGUGUUUUUCGUGGAAAUAUAUAGAUAUGUAACGGGCUUAUUAAAAGACUUGGUUAUUAUUAACAGGUUGUGUUUAUCGAUUGGAAUACACGUGAUUAUUGCUGUUUGACCGUAAUGACUCUGUAGUUGUAAUUAAUACGAAUUGACAUUGAGAUGAGAUGUGAAUGCAAAAGUCGAUACGCACUUAUUACUUGAGUUACUUUUUUCAAAUAUAUAUUACAUGACUUCAGUAUAGUGUUGUAAAUAAACGUCAAAAAUUAGUAUCAUUCCGGAAAAAAAUCAAAAUGACGAUGAGUCAAUUAUCCGUUAUGAAACUUUACAAUACAGUGGUAGAUGAUGUGAUAGCUGGUGUGCGGGAUUGCUUUCUAGACGACGGAGUAGACGAGCAAGUCUUACAAGAAUUGAAACAAUUAUGGAAGACAAAGUUAACAGCCAGUGGAGCUAUGGACCCACCUCAACCGGAAGGUCCAGUAAUGCCGCCACCACCACCGGUGCUUCAAAACUUUCAAAAAGCAAAUGGAGGUAAUGUUUUACCUAAAAGACCAGCAGAUAUGGCACCUCAAAGUUCAAGUCAACAUUCAGGUGUUGAACAUGGUGCACCCUCAUCAAACAUGCCUGGUGCUCAUCCACACCAUGUUAUUGAUCCUAACAACAAAGUUCCAGUACAAUUAACACUACCAGCUCAACCUGGAGUACCUGGAUCACAACCUCGUUCCUUUACCAUUCAAAUACCGGCGUCUGCACUUAAUGGAAAUAAACUACAUCAAGUUCUUACAGGUCCUAUAAUUAAUGCCACAAUAAGUUUGCCACAACCUUUGGCUGCGACUCUCUUACAACAACAUAUCAAUUCAGCACUAGCAGGCCAACAGAAUGAAUUUGAUGGAGGCGGAGGGGGCAGAAGCAGUGCUGCUCCAUUUUCAUUAGAUGGAGCUUUAGAUUCAUCUGAUGAUGAGGGCUCAAAUGUUGGUGAUGGAUCUGAAGAUGGCGCUGGAGAUGAUGACGAGGAUGAGGAGUCUGCAGAAGAGAGAGCCGAGGAAGAAGAAGAAGAGAGGGAUGAGAGUGGUGGGGCAGAGGAGGAGCCAUUAAACUCGGGGGAUGAUGUUUCAGAUGAAGAACCUGGUGAUAUGUUUGAUACUGAAAAUGUAGUUGUGUGUCAGUAUGACAAGAUAACUCGUAGUCGUAAUAAAUGGAAAUUUUACCUUAAAGAUGGUAUAAUGAAUUUGUCAGGUAAAGAUUAUGUUUUCCAAAAAGCUAACGGUGAUGCAGAGUGGUGAAUAUAUGCAUUUAUGAAUGACGAGUGCUUAAAUGUUUGUGUGAUUUUCCUGAUUGUUAAAAAAAGGAAUUAAAGACAGUAACUAAAUGGUAUCUCAGAUAUAUGUAUAGUAUAUUCUUUGUAUUUUAUAUCCCUCAAAUAUUGCACUUGAAUAUAUAUCAGGAAAACCUGUUUAUUUACUUAAAUACAAUAUGCAAUGCUAUUUGUAUCAUAUCAUUUGUAUCGUUGGAAAAUAAUAAGUCAAUGUUUGUAUAUCAAUUUGUAAAAAUAUUGAAUAAUCUUAAUUCGAUCACUUACGAGCUUCAAGGAAAUAUAGAUUGUAAAUUGUAUUUGUUUUGAGUAUAACUUUGCUAAUAUAGCUUCACUAUACAACAAUAUUCAUACCCUAUAUAUCUAUAGCCUAUGGUUACUACUUACAAUUUGAUGGGCCGUAACCCUGUUUGCAGACUUCAGAGUCGAUUUAAAAAUAAUAAUGUUGAAAUAAAUAUAUCUGACUUUACCCGUCCUGAAAUCCUCUAGGAGCAUAUAAAAGUGCCAAAGAAUAUUAUUAUUGAUUUAAUCAUUAUUGUGUUUUAGUUUUUGUACCACAAAAAAAUUCUGAAUUAAAACGGUAUCCAGUGAAGCUAUGUAGCAUAAAACAAUAAUGUAUGUAAUGUCUACAUAUUGAUUAAACUUAUGAAUCCAUUGAUCACUGACACAAUAGAGAUCACCAAAUCAUAUAUUGGUGUACUAUUUGUAUCUGUCUAUAUGUUUCCUGUAUUAUUUUACAAAAUGAUUAAUUUUAGUAUGCCUUGAGUUGUUCACAAAGCUAUUUCUAUUUGUUGUGUAAUUUUGAUAUUAACUUCAAAAGUGUUUAGUUAAUAGAUUAUGGUUAUUAAGCAAAUCAUUUCAUUUCAUCUAUAUAUCAUCAUUUCAAGUUCUAGACUUAAAAGAUUAAGUUGUUUUAUUCCUUGAUUAUUUCUUAUUUUUUACAUUGUCAUACAAUAUUUUGUGAUAUGGAUAUUAGUUGUCUUAAAGAAAUUUUAAUUAGAAUGUUGCCAAUAUCUUUUAAAACCAGUAGUUGGAUUCCAAACAUAAUCUGGUAUACAGCAAUUAAUGUUAUAUGUUACUAUUAAAACAAUGUAACACUUAGAAUAAUGGUCCCUUAUGUGAUGAACUUUGAUAACAAUGGUAAUAAUAAUAAAAUAUGUUGCAUUAA
Melitaea cinxia (Glanville fritillary) is the source of this 2534-nucleotide messenger RNA. It is a transcript of the gene TfIIA-L, whose product is annotated as transcription initiation factor IIA subunit 1. The coding region runs from base 348 to 1337 and encodes 329 amino acids. Gene Ontology annotation, cellular component: transcription factor TFIIA complex. The transcript has a single exon. Gene Ontology annotation, biological process: transcription initiation at RNA polymerase II promoter; transcription by RNA polymerase II. Lineage: Eukaryota; Metazoa; Arthropoda; Insecta; Lepidoptera; Nymphalidae. The record is from RefSeq and is a predicted model, not a curated record.